Messenger RNA from Budorcas taxicolor (takin), 2279 nucleotides. RefSeq names its product autophagy related 12 (gene ATG12). Lineage: Eukaryota; Metazoa; Chordata; Mammalia; Artiodactyla; Bovidae. The transcript has 4 exons. Gene Ontology annotation, biological process: autophagy of mitochondrion; autophagosome assembly; C-terminal protein lipidation. The record is from RefSeq and is a predicted model, not a curated record. Bases 235 to 657 code for a protein of 140 amino acids. Gene Ontology annotation, cellular component: cytoplasm; phagophore assembly site membrane; Atg12-Atg5-Atg16 complex.
GCCGUCUCCCGGAGACCUUUUCCGGGAGCUUGCUAGAGUGAAAUCGUUGCUCUGUCAGCGGUCUGGGGACCACGCAGAUUCGACGCAGAGGACAACCUGCGAUUCCGAGUCAGGGUUGGGUUGGGUUCUCCGCCGCCCCGACCCCGGAGCCUCUCUAGAGAUGCGCUUUGGCGCAAGGCCCGCCCACUGCACUCGCUGAGCCACCGCUUCCGCCCUCCCUGCCCUCGAAGCAAGAUGGCUGAGGAGCAGGAGUCUGCGCUGCAGCUCCCUCCCUCAACUGCCCCCGAAGCUGAAGUGCCUGCCGAGGUCUCCCCAGAAACAGCCACUCCGGAGCCCCCUUCUUCUGCUGCAGUCUCUCCGGGAACAGAGGAACCUGUCGGUGACACCAAGAAAAAAAUUGACAUUCUGCUAAAGGCUGUGGGAGACACUCCUAUAAUGAAAACAAAGAAAUGGGCUGUGGAGCGAACCCGAACCAUCCAAGGACUCAUUGACUUCAUCAAAAAGUUCCUUAAACUUGUGGCUUCAGAACAGUUGUUUAUUUACGUGAAUCAGUCCUUUGCCCCCUCCCCAGACCAGGAAGUUGGGACCCUCUAUGAGUGUUUUGGCAGUGAUGGUAAACUGGUCCUGCAUUACUGCAAAUCUCAAGCAUGGGGAUGAACUACAGCGGAAAAGAUUGAAAUCUUCACAAAGGAAACUGCUCUGAAAAGUUUUCAUCUUGUGGCAAGAGACUUGUGGUUGUGAUCUGUUCAGCAUGUAUCUACUGUGACCCAUGUUGAUUUAAACUACCCACAGAUUUGAUGGACUUAGAAAAAUGUGAUUUGUAUCAAUACAAAAAUCACCGUAAAAGGUUGACAUUAGUAUAUACCGACUACUACAGUUACUCCUUCAGAGGCAUCUUCAAGGUAUUGAAAAGGAGACUAAGAUGAUAUAAAGCUGCUUUUGUGCUACUUCUCAAAAUAACUGAAAUUGUUUGCUUGAAAAGUUGGCACUCUUCUGGUUUUUUUUUCCCCUCCACUCUAAAAGUCAAUUUACUAAAAGAUUCUUUGGGGGCAUAUUCAGGGGAGUCCAAUUUGUUUGUGGCAGUGAUAGGCCUUUUCUCAUUUUCAUUUCUGUCAACUGUUACCUUGUGAAACAGAUUUGCAUUGACCUGCUGGCUUUAUUACCUUAGUCAGUCAGUAGAGGGCAACCCAGCUGCCAGGAAGAGUGAAGCAGCUUGGUUCUACAUCUUCACCAGAAGAUAAUAGCUGUUCCUGCUAAUUUCUAGCAAACAUCUAGCCAAGAGAGCAGAGGUGUUGACACACUGGAAAACUGCUUUAGAGAAGAGUCGUGGUUUUGGUUUGUUCUAUUGGGAAACAGAAGUAAUUUUAUAAAUUCUAGACAAAUGAAUCAUUGAACGCUUUCAAUCCUAUCAUUUAAUGAUUCUUGAGUCCCAGUGGUUAUAACUGUGGUAUUAAUCUCUCUUUUAUUUCUAUAGUGUCAAAAACAGUGAGUAAGCUUGGAAGCAUCUCUCAGUUUUUUAUAAUGUAUUUGCCAACUUGAAAAUGCUCAAAGAAUAAUUGGAAAAUAGCUAGAUUUUAUGCCAUGAAUAAAACUAUUUUUUUUUUACUGAUGCUGUUAAACUGAUAAUUGCUUUAAUAAGAUUUAACUUUUUCUUCGUUCUGUAUUAUAUUUGUGAUGCAGCAUUUUUAUAAAACAUUCUAAUAAAUUGAAUGGAAUGUUCAAACAGGAUCUAAGGUGUGUACAAGAAAUCUAAGUGUUCAUUUUCAAAGAUAAUGAGAAUGAUAUGAUUUUGUCAAAGACAAAGUCCUUUGAGUCCCAGAAUGUACUUUAUGGUUAAUGAUCUGCCAUACAUUAUCGUUAGGGAAUGCCAAGGAACAAUUCAGUUUAAGGUGAUGAAAUCAUGUUCAGUUCUCAUUUUCCAGUUGAGAACAAAUUUCUAAGCCCCCUUACAAAUGAUGUCCCUGUUUAAUAAAUUAAUGCAACUAGUAUUUAGCCCUGAAAUAAUACAGGUUGAAUUGUGUAAAUUUAUUUUGUAAGGUGAAUUAAGAAAUCAGUAUAUGUGUUGAAAGUUAGAAAGUAUAUUAUUUUCAGAUCAAAUAAGUUGAAUAUGGUGAAGAUCUGUUGUCUAGUUUUGUGCUCUUACAGUUUACUGAAGGAUGUAAAUAUAUUUAUCUAUAUGCAUUUGUAUUUAACAGAUGGCAAGAAUGUGUUUAACCUGUGUGUAUAUUAUGUUUGCUGCUAAGGUUUCAAAAUGAUAGACUGUUUACUUAAUUAAAACU